Molecule: messenger RNA, 2759 nt
Organism: Cladocopium goreaui
Lineage: Eukaryota; Dinophyceae; Suessiales; Symbiodiniaceae
Source: the annotation of a GenBank genome assembly
GUGUUGAUGAGGGGCAUGAAUCACUCCUUGAAGUUGUUGACCGACCACAUCUUGGAGGACUUCAUGAUCAAAGAGCCUUUGCCAGGGCUCGGGCUGCGGGCUAUUGAACAGGUUGCUGACGAGGAAGCUGUGGGUUUCCGAUGCUUCAACAUACUAUUGGCUCUGGGAUUGAGGGGCUUAGCGAUACCCGAUGUUUCUCAUCAACAGUGGGGAGACUAUGGUCGUGCUAUUUACUCAGCAGGGCUGAAGGGAGCAACCUUGAAGCUCACUCUCAUUUGCGCAAAUGGGUCAGGGCCAUACACUAGUGGAAGGAACCACUUUACAAAUGGGAGGGCAGCAGAACUUCUAAUUGAGGGGAAAGAUGCCGAAUGGUUUUCUCAGUUCACCACUGAUUACUGCUUUGACCAGCGUGUUCCAGAGGGUGAAACUCUGCUCACAGCAGAUGAUUGGAUGCAAUCUCCCGGUAUUGCUGGGAGGUUGAAACAGGCCAAGAACAAGAGCUGGUUUGGAAUCGUGGAGGCAUACACAAUGCUGGAUUCUUGUUGGACCGUCCUCUCUGAAACCUCUCGUUUUGCCCAAACACUUCUGGAAAACUUGGAUGACGAUUGGGACCGAGAGGAUGACGAUGAUGAGGAGGCAGGGCCGACUGCUGAUGAAAUGGAUCCCCAAACGCAGAAGCAACUGCAACUCCUCAGGGAGAACUACAGCAACACUGCGGCAUUUGUGGCUGACCUUUUGAGUGAUCGCAUGCUCCAAAAACAAGCACGACUCAUUUGCCACUGUUUGAAGCCCCUACAUGAAGAAUACCAAGCAGACUUGAAAGCUCAUGAUCUGGGGCAAGAAUCUGUUCUCUACUGGCAUGGUGACAGGGCCUCCGGCCACUACUACAAGGGUAUGGUACGCAAAACGUUGGGUCUUUUGCAUGACACUAGCAUCAUUACCUUGCUGGAUUUGAGACCUCAUCCUGGGCUGCCUUCGCAAGUCAAGGACAGUCAGGAUCCUGUUGUCGCACAAGAUCUUAAGCUCAUCCAACAAUACUACAAUUUCAUUGUAGAAUUGUCAGCCAACAGGUGUUGGAGCCAAAGUUUUUGGACCCUUCUCAUGCCUUACUCCAUCGCUGGCUUGUAUGCUUCUGAUGUGGUUGACCGACGGCGCUGUCAAGUGCUGUGUACAAGGAUGGCUGAGGCAUUGCUGAAGCUGGAGGAUUUGAUGGCAAAAGCCCCCAACAACAGUGAUCUACGAGGUCUACGUGACAGUCUAGGAACUGCUGACUGGCCAUUGCUCAGGGAGGUUUUGGUGCUUGGACUCAAAACGAAAUGGGAUCCAACCAAUGAUGAAAUGCGAUUGCUGGUUUUCACCUUGUUUGCUGGACCAGGGUCAACCAAAGAUUCAUUGGAAUCGUGCUUCAACUGGCUGAAAGACUCUGUAAAGGUGAACAAGAGCAAAAAAAUGCACCCUUUCACAAAGUUCUUCUACACCAUGGCAAACCCCUAUGUGAAGCAUGCUGGAGUCGAACCGAUUCGGCCCACCAUGGGUGAUUUUCAACAGCUUUUGGAUGAGGGCUUCCGUGACUCUGAAGUGACUCAACAUCAUGUGUUUGGGUACACGAAAACUCCUCUUGGGAAAGACUUUCCCCGUCCAAACCAGUUGAUUGCCAACGCCAAGAUUCGGAAAGCAGGGUUCCACUCCAAUCGCAACGCUGCAGCGGCAUCGGCGUUCAUGCUGCAUGACUCUGUCCACAACUUCAUCCAUGCUCCAGAGUGUUGGCCAGGCUGCAUGUUCAAGCGUGGAGAGAUCUAUGUGAACGUGCAGAAGAACGAUUACCACCUCAGUCUUGGAUUCAAGGCUUAUGGCGUCAUGGCAAUUCAAGUUCGUCGUGUUGAGGACAUCAUCAUUGUCGAGCCGGGACAGCGGGCGCCCAAAUGGCUGUUCAAUUACACGGUUGGGGAACAUUGUCCAUACCUGUGGGUGCCCACUAAAGUGCUGCCACCAGCAUGCAUCCACCCUAGCAUUGGCCAAGUGCCUUUAGCGAUCCAAGUGGUGAGUGAACCCCAGCCUUUGGCUGAAUCUUCAUUGAAGAGCGGUAUUUUCUUGACAGUGAAGCAAUUGCAUUCAAUGCUGGCUGCUUUUGAGAUUAAGGAGCCGGAACCAGGAACAGGUUCUGGUAAGAACAAGAGGGUCAUCAAAGUGGAUUUAGCUACUCGCUUGAUUGAGACGCUCUUCCCUGACGCCACUGAUCAAGAACGAGCGUUCAUGAUCACAUCGACCAUGGUCAGAAAACAAAUCAAUUUGGAGGAGGCGCCAGAACUACUUUUGAAAAUGACUUCGUACCUAGACACAAACGAGGUGCAGCACUUUUCGAAAGUUCGCAAAGCAGCAGUGGAUCAGCUUGCGGUCGAGUCCAUGAAAAAGAACUUGGCUCGUCGGCUCAAAAAAGGGGAGCAAGAUGAUGAUGAUGGGGAUUGCCCAGAGGGCCCAGCUUCAUCGAAAAUCAAGCCCAAGCGCCCUUUGGAAGAGCCCGGUGCGCCCGCCCCACCUACCAAAAGGCUGAAGAGUGAGGCCGAACUGCAUGCAGAGAAGUUGGGUCGGCUCAAUUGCAAGGCCCCUCAAGAGUUCUUAGCGCUUUUCCCAUUAUGUUCCUACUGCUACUUCAAGUGGCUCCCGCAGAACAGCCGUGUGACGGUUGAGUUCAAGCAGCGUUUCUUGGACUUUUUUUUGGAUGAGCAAGAUUUCAAUGCUCAGUACAGAGCUCCCUCUAG